UGCAAAAACUAUUGAUGCAAAACGUGAAUCGCUGAGAGGAAAACGUGUUCCCACGAAUUUGUGAAAGUUUUACACGCUUUUCUAUUGUUCACGAUCUUUUAAACUUAUUUACCUUAUAAGUUGUUCAUUUCACCUUAUUGAUAUAUCACUCAGUGUGGUCAAAAUAGUUGAAAAUGGUUGUAGUUUCCUCCACCUUUUCGGCUCCCGUUGAAGGGGUACUAUCUCAAACUCCGGGCACAAAACUCCUGGUAGAUGGCCAGGAACUAGGCACUGCUACAUUGUACAUUACAGAAAAUAGUGUGGUGUGGGGUGGCGGCGUCGGCGCCAACGGUGGAGCGUCGGCUACCAUCUCCCUGCUGUACCCCAACAUAUCGCUGCACGCCAUACAGCGGGAGCCUCUGCCUGCACUGUUUGUGGUGCUUGGACAUGAACUCAGGCUGCCAGAACUAAACCAGGCAGCGGGCGAUGCCAAUGAGGAGGACGACGAUGAUGAUGAUGAGUUUGACGCUGAUGACCCUCCCUCUACAAAUCUGCUGUUCGUCCCUCAGAACGAGUCUGACCUCCAGCCCAUGUACCAGGCCAUGAUUCAUGGACAGACCUUACACCCGGACCCGGAGGGUGACCUCGACGACGACCCUUAUAUGGACGGCGAGGAAUUCGAUGAAGGAGAUGAGGAGUUCGAAGACGCCGAAGAAAGCAACGCCACUCCCGAGGACGCCGCGGCGCGCCUGCGCACUCUGCGCCUCGAGCACGCCAACGGAACACAUGCAGAUGAGGCUGAAGAUGAAAUAGCAGACGAGUGAACCUAGGAAGGUUAUAUUAGCUUUUUUAAUUUUUCAAUAUAAAGUUAGCAAUGAUGUAGGUGCCAGUAACUAAAGAUUCUCUUUUCAGUCGUUUAUUGACUGGGAAAAUAUGAAAACUUUUUUAAAUAUCUCUACAUCCAUUCGGAUCUUUAAAAAUAAUAAUUUUAAUUCAUAAUAUACUGCCAGCGCGCUAGCGGAUUACGUGGUUUAUCUGCUUUGAGCGGAAAGCAUGGCAAAGUGGAAAUUAUAUCCUCAAUUUUGGCACACAGAAGUUUACUUU
This is a messenger RNA of Cydia strobilella, 1083 nucleotides long. It is a transcript of the gene icln, whose product is annotated as methylosome subunit pICln-like. Gene Ontology annotation, cellular component: pICln-Sm protein complex; spliceosomal complex; cytosol. Gene Ontology annotation, biological process: spliceosomal snRNP assembly; mRNA cis splicing, via spliceosome. The transcript has 6 exons. Bases 174 to 803 code for a protein of 209 amino acids. The record is from RefSeq and is a predicted model, not a curated record. NCBI's taxonomy places the organism in Eukaryota, Metazoa, Arthropoda, Insecta, Lepidoptera, Tortricidae.